This is a messenger RNA of Magallana angulata, 1647 nucleotides long. RefSeq lists its product as uncharacterized. The coding region runs from base 92 to 1435 and encodes 447 amino acids. The record is from RefSeq and is a predicted model, not a curated record. Lineage: Eukaryota; Metazoa; Mollusca; Bivalvia; Ostreida; Ostreidae. The transcript is spliced from 3 exons.
AGUGUUCAUAGAUAAAUAUCCGACUUGCUUUCAGCCGGCUAACGAUUACGUGUAACUGCGUUUUACGAAUCUAUCCGUUUUGCCGGUGCUAAUGGAGUUCAUUUCCAAGUUGCAACAAAUAUAUUCAAUUUAUUUAUUUGUUGCAGUGACAGUUCUGCAAAGUGUGACCUCGGAAAUAAAAUUAAACACCGUAUUGAAGAGGCAUCCUCCCGGGCUAGAGUCGCCAACAAAGGCAUGGUGGGCCAAGGAAAUAACGCCGGACGUCUAUGUGGCCGGUAGACUGUCGGAGAGACAAAUCAAAUAUGCCGCAGAAGCCGGAUUUAAAAGUAUUCUGUCCCUGUUUCCCUAUGCUGAUGACGAGGGGUAUAAUUUCGGAGGCGAACACCUACCCACCACUAAGGAAGCUGAGCGUGUAGCAGAAAUGGCAGGUCUUAAAUACGCUACAGCUCUCGGUCCUUUUGAUGACUGGUCCAACCUGCAGUCUGUCAAGAAAGUAAGCAGUGUAUUAGCCACGUUACCGCUCCCGGUAUUGGCCCACUGUGAUCGAGGCUACACCAUAUCUUUUGGGGUCCUGAUGGAUCUGGUUAACAAAACCAAACUUCAGCCAGACUUUGCAACUAAAGUUGAUGCAAAAGUAUUUUUUGACAUGACAAAAGUCUUGGGCAUGGACUUCAAUAUGGACUGCACAAAAGAGACACUGGCAAAUAUAACUGGUGAAGAGGUCAAAAGUGAAUAUAUUCCAAAGUUAGAAAAUGAACCAGAGGAGUGGUAUGAUUUUUGGCUUGCGGCACCUAUUCAUAAAAACUGGUAUAUUGCUGGUCAGAUUUUACAAAGUCACAUAUCAGAACUUAAACAAGCUGGCUUCAAAUCAGUAGUAAAUCUGCGCAUGCCUAAGGAGACUGUCACAUUGCUCAAUGUAAAAGAGGAGCCUGAAUCUCACGAUCCAGCAUCUCGCCAAACCAUCCAAUCAUUGAAGAAAAAUAUCAUAGAUAAAAAGAAACCAAACACAUACAUUUCUCCUGACUCUCCAUACAAUUUUGCCACCAAAAAUCCAGAAGAAUUUGGAGAUGAAAUUGGCUAUAACCAAAAUUUAGAAAAAGAAGCAUUCCAAAAACAGAAAUUUCCAUACUACCAUAUGCCUCUGGAUCCUAACAUUCCUUUCACAACUACUUGGUUCGAGACCUACAAAGAUCAGCUGUUGGAGGCAAGUAGCAAGGGACCCGUCUUAGUACACUGCAGGGACUCAUCAAGAGCAGGGUAUGUGUCUGUCCUGAUUGCUGCUGUCCAAUACAAUAAAGACUUGACCUGGGCCCUACAGAGAUUGGCUGAACUAGGACUAGAGGUUGGUCCUAAAUACAGGAAAGAUGUCCUAAAGACCUACAAGGCAAUCCUAGACAAAGAGAACAUCAACAGGACGGGCCGGGAGGAGCUGUAGACACAAAGGAGACUCCAUCAGCAAGGCCACCCUUUAAAAAUUGUUUGUUUGUGUUCACCUGACUGACUGAUAAAAAUUAAGAUACCGUAGAUGGCUUAUUUUUUACACUUAGUCUAGUUAGUACAUAAUACUGCGAUUCCACCGUUUUGUAUAAAAUCAUGAGAAUAUAAUGUUACGAGCAUCAAUCAUUUAUUAAAUGCAUUUUUAGCUGA